CUCUUUUUUCCCAAGCGGCUCGUUGCCAACCACACCGAAAACCUCCCAUCAGAUUCAAUUGACUGCGUCUCUUGACCCUCGCGAACCCCCGAGUCGUCAGGGACCACCGGAACCACUCCACUCAGUUCUUUUUCGUCCUCUAAUCUUCGCACACAUACAUAAUGGCCAGCUCCGCGACAGAAGCCGGCAAGGUUGAGCUUGCCGCUCCCAAGGCCCAGCUCAGCGGCCUUCAGCUCUACUCCCGGUUCGCCCUCGCCGGUGCCGUCUGCUGCUCCGUCACCCACGGCGCCCUGACGCCCGUUGACGUCGUCAAGACCCGCAUCCAACUCGACCCCGUCACCUACAACAAUGGCAUGAUCGGCGGCUUCAAGAAGGUCGUCCAGAACGAGGGCGCUGCCGCCCUGCUCACCGGUGUCGGUCCCACCUUCGCCGGCUACUUCCUCCAGGGCGCCUUCAAGUUCGGUGGCUAUGAGUUCUUCAAGCAGCAGUCCAUCAACCUCCUCGGCUACGAGACUGCAUCCAACUACCGGACCGGUGUCUACCUCGCCUCGUCCGCCGCCGCCGAGUUCUUCGCCGAUAUCGCACUCUGCCCUCUGGAGGCCACCCGUAUCCGUCUCGUCUCGGAACCGACCUAUGCCAGCGGCCUUAUCAGCGGCUUCGGCAAGAUGCUGACGACUGAGGGUGUCGGCGCUUUCUACGCCGGUUUCGGCCCCAUCCUCUUCAAGCAGAUCCCGUACACCAUGGCCAAGUUCGUCGUCUACGAAAAGGUCGCCGAGGCCAUCUACCGCGUCUUCCCCAAGAAGAACAUGUCGGACGGUCUCCAGACCACCGUCAACCUGGGCAGCGGUCUUGCCGCUGGUUUCGCUGCCGCCAUUGUUUCUCAGCCCGCCGACACCAUGCUCAGCAAGAUCAACAAGACCAAGGGUCUCCCCGGCGAGAGCACUACCUCCCGUCUGAUCAAGAUCGCCAAGGAACUGGGCUUCAAGGGCUCCUACACCGGCAUCGGUGCCCGUCUCUUCAUGGUCGGCAGUCUGACUGCCUUCCAGUUUGCCAUCUACGGCGACCUCAAGAAGAUGCUUGGUGCCACCGGUGGCGUGGAGAUCAGCAAAUAAACGCCGUCACGGACUGGUUGCUCCGUGUAGAUGGUGCGGACGGGGUCGGGGGUUUGAUCUGAAGCGGUUGUGGGGGUGUAAUGGUGGACUGGACAGAGCUGGAGGACGACACAUUUUGCGAGCCCUUUUUGGCUUGCUCGCCUGAGACAACAAAACGACACGGCGGAAGCAUCUCGGGACAUGUUGCCGGGGAAAAAUGAUCCUUUUCUUUUGUCUGCGAACUCUGGGGCGGGAUUUGGUUCUGUUUUCGUCUUGGGCGACACAUGCUUCUCACACACAUACUAGAGCAUAGAGCGCUUGGGCAAAAGCGCGCGUCCUGCCAGAAGGGUUGGCUGUAUAAUAGUCCAAGAUUCCUCCUGAUAGAGAGCAAGUUGCUGCUGCGGCUGGUUGUGGGAUGCAUGGUCAGAAUUACAGCGAUGCUUCGCAUCCAUGAUACGUUAGAACGCUUCGAUGCCUCUAAAUACAUGCCAACCGACAAAAGGCCUUUCUAGCUUUGG
This is a messenger RNA of Thermothielavioides terrestris NRRL 8126, 1609 nucleotides long. RefSeq lists its product as uncharacterized. The transcript has 4 exons. Gene Ontology annotation, biological process: mitochondrial phosphate ion transmembrane transport. Bases 162 to 1112 code for a protein of 316 amino acids. Gene Ontology annotation, cellular component: mitochondrial inner membrane. Gene Ontology annotation, molecular function: phosphate transmembrane transporter activity. NCBI's taxonomy places the organism in Eukaryota, Fungi, Ascomycota, Sordariomycetes, Sordariales, Chaetomiaceae. The record is from RefSeq and is a predicted model, not a curated record.